AUCAUCCGGGUCAUUUAUACCAUUUAGCGCGCGGACUCUGGUGUUUUUACGAUAUUUUAUCAUAACAGAAGACGAUUAAUUCAUUGCGUUGUGUGUUUUUUCGUCAUUGCAAGUUUGAUAAAUCAACCCAGACACAAAAGUGAGCCGGCUUGUCUGGCUCUCCCGGGCGGGCGGGCGGGCGUUGUCAGCAGGAGCCAAGCCCACAGGAGGUGCAGUCCGCCCGCCCGCCGCUGCUCACACACAGCUAGCCAUGAGCUAACGAGCAGCUAGCUGACUCUUUUUUUAUUUUACCAUCACAAUUCCGCCUCUGCGUCGACUCUUCCGCCUCGGGAAUACUUGGGUGUACCGGAAUUUUCAUUUAGUCCUUUUCCACAGCUGGACAUUUUCUAAGGUCUUCACUUCCUCUGCUUCACGGCGUCAUGGCAGCUGCAAAACCAAAAGGCCAGAACUCUCUAGCUCUCCACAAAGUGAUCAUGGUGGGCAGUGGAGGAGUGGGGAAGUCUGCGCUGACCCUGCAGUUCAUGUACGAUGAGUUUGUGGAAGAUUACGAGCCCACUAAAGCAGACAGCUACAGGAAGAAAGUGGUGCUGGAUGGAGAGGAGGUGCAGAUCGACAUCCUUGAUACGGCCGGCCAAGAGGACUACGCAGCCAUCCGGGAUAAUUACUUCCGCAGCGGCGAAGGUUUCCUCUGCGUGUUUUCCAUCACAGAAUUGGAGUCCUUUGCAGCAACAGUAGACUUCAGGGAGCAGAUUCUGCGGGUGAAGGAGGACGAGAGCGUGCCCUUCCUCCUGGUCGGUAACAAGUCGGACCUGGACGACCGGCGGCAGGUCAGCGCCGAGGAGGCCAAGGCCCGCGCGGAGCAGUGGGGAGUCAGCUACGUGGAAACUUCUGCCAAAACCCGUGCCAACGUUGACAAGGUGUUUUUCGACCUGAUGAGAGAAAUCCGAGCGAGGAAAAUGGAGGACAGCAAAGAGAAGAACGGGAAGAAGAAAAGCAAAAGUUUGGCCAAAAGAAUCAGAGAGCGAUGCUGUAUUUUAUAGUGGUGUGAUGCUGAAGUACGCGCACAUUUCUCAGACGUUUGCAUUUAUUUUGUGCCCAAACCUGACCGUAACCUUGCGUUAGUGGCCGAGAGGACAUUUGACUGAGGGUCAGGCCGUAGAACGGUGGCGCUCCAUUCACCACUUAUAGCUCUAACUUUUUAUGUUCUGACACUCCAAAUACUUUAUCUUCCUUCUUCUCUCAACAACAGGGUCAUUAGAUGGAUGUUUUGUUUUUUACAUUUAGGCUGAAGCUCAAUAAUAAGCCCUGACAAGCUUUUGUUGUAUAGUUUUGUGUGUGAAACAUCCUUAAAAAAACGUUGCAGUGCGCUUAGGCUGAGAAAGAGUUGAGAGCCCAGGUUUCAAGAGGAAACAGAAAAGCCCCCGAUCCACGCUAACGCGACACCGUCUGCUUUAGAUGAGUAGACAGUUGGAGUUCAAGGACACGCUCAGUGUCACGGUGGAAAUGAAAUUCAAUGCCAUUCCUUCUUACUUUGCAAAUAUUCCAUGUGGAAGUUUUUAUUUUUUGUGUCUGUCUGUGAUCAACACAUGUAGAAAAGAGCACUAACGCUUCCAUUUCCUUCCCUCUUCUCCAGGUCUCCUCAAAUGCACAAAUAACCUUCACCCUUUAGGGAAUUUAAACAACAAAACACUUGAACUUUUCAGAUGUUUCUCAGCUUUUAGUUUAUUUCAUCUCAAAAUGUUAUUUCCUUUUCAGAAUAGAGGAAUCUCUGGUGCUCUGAUAAAAGGUGAUUCCGUAACACUAAACCUUUUACGCGCUGCACUCGUUCAUGUUUUCAACUCACUUUAAUCGCUGACUUUAAAUCCCACUUUUUUUUUUGUUUUUUGACAUUUAUUUUCAAAGAGUUGGAGUAUGCUUAAAAAAAAGAAAAAAAGUGAAGUGGUACCUGUUCAAAAACGAUGCUGUCGGUUACCAAAGAAAACAGCUAGCUAGUUCAAACAAGUGCCCGCUCACUAAUGUAAGUGUCUGAAAACCUGCCAUACAGAAAACGGAUUAUUAAAAAAACAAGAAGCACUACAAUGUCUGUGUGAGACCUCAAAGAUCAACUGGGUGUCAUGGAAAGCAAAAUAUUUAGCUCUGGACCGCCUGCGAGGAAAUGCAAGGUUAUGACGGCUUUAGUAACCCUGUGCAUUGCAUCACUGUUGCCUCUCUGUCCAUUGUGAAUGUGAAUAACGUCCGCUCUCUCUCUCGUCCCGUUUGCCCCCUAAUCCGACGGCUCGUUCGUGCGUUCUGCGUCUGUCGGUGUGGCUCAUCUGAGGCGGUCAAAGGGCAAAGAAAAAAACCCCGAUUCUAUAUAAAUGAGCAAAGAGGAAGUGAUCUUGGAGCACAGAUGCAGAUGGUUCGUGUUUUUAAAAGUCUAAUGUUCUUCCCUUUCGACUAUUCCUUUGCAGCUUGUGUUAGCGUGGUGGAAUCUAGGAUUUCAGGCCACUCUCACCAAACUCAAAGAGUAGCAGUCAUGUGAUUCAAGCUUUUACAAAUGGUUUUUCAUUUUAAAAGAUCUAAUUUUUUUGGUUUAUUUGGGUGUCAAUCCAUUAGGCGCCCCCUGCAGGCCGUUGCCACUCUGCCUCCACUCUGUUUAAACUGAGAGUAAGUCUAUGCAAAAAAAAUAAAAUAAUAAUAAUGAUGUUGCUUGAUUUGCAAAGAAGGAACCUGAAACUGAAGUUGGUCUCCAUAAACUACCUUACAAAGCUGGAGUGUUUUGGAUGCACUUCAGCUCCAAUGACGAAGGAUGGCGUGAUGCGGCGUUGCCCAGAGGCUCUUGAAAUCAAUCUUUUUACUAUUAAUGUUCUUGUGUUCGUCCAUCGUCUCACUAGUUGGUGAAACAGAGGAAUGCUUGUGGAGUUAAGAGCACACAGAGGAGUUAGUUGGAUGUGAACCUUAGGGAGCGUCUUAAAGUGACCGGCACGGACGGAUUUAACUCGUCACGGGAACUAGCAUCGUGCUUGCUUAUCGUACUAUCAGCCUAACACACUCGUCUACUUUUAAGUGGAAAAUCAGAACUAUUUUUUAUUUUAUGCAUAAUUGUAUUGACUUUAUGGCCCAAAAUGUUCAACAUGAUGCAAAAUAAAAUGUUUGUGUGAACGCUAUGAGCAAACUGUCCCACUGGGUAUUCAAAUACCUUCGGUUUGCCUUUUAUAUAAAUACCUGUAAAUGAAAAAGAAAUAUGGAUGUCUUUUGGCUGGAUGGUUGUAUGUAUGCCACCAGUUUAAUGUUUCCUUCAUGUUUACUUUCUUUUUGUUUUGUUUUUUUGAGCGUAACCACUAAUGUAGCCUUUUUGUGAAUGCAAGAGGUGAAGCUUACAUUUCAAUUCAUAUUCUGUGAGUUCUUUGAAAGUGGCUAAUAAAAUGGAUAUUACUAAUAUCUUC
Messenger RNA from Oryzias latipes (Japanese medaka), 3425 nucleotides. RefSeq names its product RAS like proto-oncogene Aa (gene ralaa). The record is from RefSeq and is a predicted model, not a curated record. Gene Ontology annotation, biological process: signal transduction. Gene Ontology annotation, molecular function: GTP binding; GTPase activity. Gene Ontology annotation, cellular component: membrane. NCBI's taxonomy places the organism in Eukaryota, Metazoa, Chordata, Actinopteri, Beloniformes, Adrianichthyidae.